Messenger RNA from Frieseomelitta varia, 1029 nucleotides. RefSeq names its product calcium uptake protein 1 homolog, mitochondrial-like. The coding region runs from base 393 to 755 and encodes 120 amino acids. Gene Ontology annotation, biological process: mitochondrial calcium ion homeostasis; calcium import into the mitochondrion. Gene Ontology annotation, cellular component: uniplex complex. Gene Ontology annotation, molecular function: calcium ion binding. The transcript has 6 exons. NCBI's taxonomy places the organism in Eukaryota, Metazoa, Arthropoda, Insecta, Hymenoptera, Apidae. The record is from RefSeq and is a predicted model, not a curated record.
GCGACGCUAGCAUUUCAAUGUUCAUAAAUUGAAAAAAUUUUCAUUUGCAAAAAAGACUAACUAAAGGGAUAAAUUUAUAAAUUUUUGCGAUUAUUUCGUCAGAAUUAGAUCGUCAGCUUUCUUCCUAUAUUUCAUUUGGUCUAUAAAAUGCUUGUAUAAAUACUUGCAAAUUCUAUUCAGUAGAUCAAAGCAUUGGCAGGAAUAAUAUUUCAAUUCUCGUAAGCUUCAUUCGAAAUUUGAAUUAAAAUUGAUCUUGAUCGCAGUUGAAAAAAUAAUUGGAGACCAUAAUUAUGCAAUCCAGUCUAUGAGGGAACUUCUUUUAUUCCAUAUCUCAAAAAUUAUGGAAUCUAGGUGUUAAUUCGGCAUUGACUACAUACUUUUUUGGUCAAAAUAUGAAAAGAAAGUUGACUAUUGAUAAAUUCUUGGAGUUUCAACAGCAAUUGCAAAGAGAAAUACUUAGUUUAGAAUUUGAGAGAAGAAAUCCUGAUGAAAAUGGUCGAAUAAUCGAAGUAGAUUUUACAGAAUUAUUGCUUGCAUAUGCUGGAUAUCCAGACAAAAAGAUAGCAAGAAUUAGGAAAACUGUAAAAAAGCGUUUUAAGGAUAAUCCAAAAGGAAUAUAUAAAGACGAAUAUUUAAAAUUUUUCCAUUUUUUAAAUAACAUUAACAACGUAGAUAUAGCAUUAACGUUUUAUCACAUAGCUGGGGCAUCAAUUGAGCAAGUUACCUUAAAUGGCAAAAACAGUGGCUCAUGUUGAUCUUAGUGACCAUGUAAUACAAGUUGUUUACACAAUUUUUGACGAAAACAUGGAUGGUCAAAUGAGUAACAAAGAAUUUGUUGCUGUAAUGAAGAAUAGAUUUCUAAGAGGAUUAGAAAAGUCAAAAGGUUUUGUCAAACUAAUUGAAUCAGUAGUAAAAUGUUUAAAAGUCAAUUAUAAUAUGCAUUUUGAUAAUUAAAACACAAGAGAAUUUAAAAGAAAUAUGUAUUAAUUGUUAAUAAUUAGUAGAUUAAAUAAAGAUUGUGUGCGUAAA